AAUAGCGAACGUAAACCUCACAAUACGACUGAUAUCAGAUCAGUGCACACGAUCUGAGCGCGAGCCUCUGAUUGACACACGUCAGACCAAUCAGGUGCGGCGCGUCACACUGGCUCCCUGGCUCCACCAAUAGGAAGACGCGACGUUAUAGUUAUUGUCCUCGGGCCAAUCAGAGCAAAGAAAGGGGGCGGGAACGCAGCGAGUGGGUAGCAACAGUUGCCCGGGUGAGGACGAAGCGCCAUAGCCACGGUAGCCGUGGUGACAAGACCCCAGCAACGAGAAUCAACAACAACAACCCGAUUCACUGACAAAAAAAAAAACAUUAAAUCAAAAUACGGCUGGAAAAGUCACUCGGAAUAAGAGUCCAGGGUUAACCCAAUGGCAACUCCAGCAUAUGUGAGGGAGCUGCAGCAGACCUCCCAGCCUCAGGGAGGCGGUAUUGCUCCCACAUCAGGCCAGACUUCCACCGUGACGGCAGCUCCCCAACAAUUCCUGGCUGAACUUCAGACUACAGGGGCCACGUCUUCAGCGGCCCCACCCACCGACCAGACCACGCCCCCUCCCUCGCAACCACAGAAGAGCCAGGCAAUUGCCCAGGCACCGCCCACACAAUCCCCGCCCACUCAGACUCAAUAUGUCACAGCUGAGAUUCAGAGCUCACCUACGCAGUCCAGCAGUCAGAAUACACCACAGUACAUCGUUGUCACAGUUACAGAGGGUUCUCUUCAUUCCAGUGACUCUGUGUCAGAUUCUAGUCCUCCUGCUGCUGUAGUCCAAACUGGAGUUCCCACACAGGUGGUGCAGCAGGUGCAGACUGCCCAACAGAGGUCAGUAGUUCAAGCUACAUCUCAGACAACGAAAACAGAGCCGGGCACCCAGCUGAAUGUCACCAGCCUACAAUCUGUGCACCUGACACAGGAGAGCCCUUUUAUCACACAGAGAGGAAGUGAUGCACAGAGAGAGGGUGAACUGAAGAGAAAGAGACAGAUAGACGACUGGUUGGAGCAUAGGGCAGCAGUAGUACUACUAGAGAAAAGCACUAACCCGUUCGGAGACAGUUUAUCUUAUGCAUCUAUUAAUGGAGGUUUGCUGGAUUGCUCAUCCUGUUUUGCCCCAUCUCUACCUGUCACCUUUUCACCCCUCACCUUCUCAGUACCUGUCAUGUCAGUGGGCUGGGAGAGAGACAGGGUCUCCUACACCUCUGUUCCUGUGCCAGAUGUGCAGUCUUACCUCUAUGAGAUACCCUCUGCCCAUAGCGUACAGCAGCAGCUCCAACAGGUGCCAGUCCAGCAUGUGUAUACUAACCAGGUGCAGUAUGUGGAUGGAGCAGACGCUAACUACACCACCAGCACCAUUCGUUCCAGCAGUUUCCCAUACACCGAGGCCCCUCUGUAUACCCAGACCACUGCUGGACAGUACUAUGAGACCACCCCUGCCUCUGGGUCUGAGGCCACGUCCCCCGGCACCCCUCUCACCGUCUCUGUGACCACUGGAUCCCCCGGCGUGUCCAUGUUUGUGGCGGGGACGGGGCAGAUUGUGGCCAAUCCUACGACGGCGGCAGGGGGCGGAGUCACAGCUGUAGUGGCAACCACUGGGACGGUGGCCAAUGGUUCUGGAGACUCCGGAGGCGAGGCUAACGGUAGCAGCGGGAGCUACGUGAUUCAGGGCGGCUACAUGCUGACCGGUAGCGGGACCGGCAGCAGCGGAAACGGUCACGGUUAUCCGCACCCCACCCGUGCCUCUCCAGCCACCGUGAGUAUAAACGAAGGCGAGGACAAUAGCGUGCCGUCGGCAGACAAAAAGCUGUCCUCUGGCCCUCAGGUGCAGUGGUUGUUGGAUAAUUAUGAGACAGCGGAAGGGGUGAGUUUGCCCCGAUCUACUCUCUACUGUCACUACCUGCUGCACUGUCAGGAGCAAAAGCUGGAACCCGUCAACGCGGCGUCCUUCGGAAAGCUCAUCCGCUCGGUGUUCAUGGGGUUAAGGACCAGACGCCUGGGCACGCGAGGGAAUUCCAAAUAUCACUACUAUGGACUGCGGAUCAAAGCGAGCUCAUCUCUGCUCCGUCUGAUGGAGGACCAGCAACACCUGGCCAUGAGGCAGCAGCCCUUCUCCCAGAAACAGAGGUUGAAGCCAGUACAGAAGGUGGAGGGAAUCACGAACGGCAUGUCGUCCGGAUCGGGACAGCAGCAGCAGAGCUCGGGUCUGUCGGACAUCAGCACCCAGGUCCAGCAGUACCAGCAGUUUCUAGAUGCGUCCCGCGCUCUCCCAGAAUUCCCUGAUGUUGACCUGCAGGGUAGAGCUUUACCAGAGGGCAUUGAGCUGGAACAUCUUAAAAGCUUUCAGUUGCUCUACAGAGAACACUGCGAAGCCAUUCUGGACGUGAUGGUCAACCUUCAGUUCCCUUUGGUGGAGACUCUUUGGAAAACAUUUUGGAGGUUCAGUGAAAGUCAGACAGGAGACUCAACAACACUAGCUGUGCAUGAUGAGUCUGAGAAGCGGCUGCCCAAGUCAUGUUUGGUAGUGCUCUGUAAAUACGAUCCAGUGCUCCGCUGGAGUCGUGACUGCGACAACACACUGUACCAGGGCCUGGUGGAGAUGCUCAUCCCAGACGUCCUGAGACCUAUUCCCAGUGCCUUAACACAAGCCAUCCGAAACUUUGCGAAAAGUCUUGAGAGCUGGUUGACUAACGCCAUGAUGAACAUUCCCGAAGAGAUGGUUCGCGUGAAGGUGACGUCUGCGAGUGCGUUUGCUCAGACCCUGCGCAGGUACACCUCUCUAAACCAUCUGGCCCAGGCAGCUCGUGCUGUACUGCAAAACACGGCACAGAUCAACCAGAUGCUCAGCGACCUCAACCGAGUGGAUUUUGCCAAUGUGCAGGAGCAGGCGUCCUGGGUGUGCCGGUGUGAGGAUCGGGUGGUGCAGCGGCUGGAGCAGGACUUCAAACUGACCCUCCAGCAGCAGAACUCUCUGGAGCAGUGGGCAGCCUGGCUGGACGGCGUGGUCUCGCAGGUCUUAAAGCCGUACCAGUCUAGCACUGCCUUUCCAAAAGCAGCUAAACUCUUCCUGCUGAAAUGGAGCUUUUACAGUUCUAUGGUGAUCAGAGACCUGACUCUCCGCAGUGCUGCAAGCUUCGGCUCAUUUCACCUAAUCCGGCUGCUUUAUGAUGAGUACAUGUACUAUCUGAUAGAGCACAGAGUUGCCCAGGCCAAGGGCGAAACUCCCAUUGCUGUCAUGGGAGAGUUUGCAAGUCUUGGUCGGAGUUUGAAUCCACUAGAUCCUGAUAAAGAAGAGGAAGAGGAGGAGGAAGAAGACAGCGAUGAUGAGUGUCAGGAGUUGUCUCUGCAGUCUGAUGGGGGCGCUAUGGGGGAUGAAUCUCUAGAACCGCCCGCUAAGCUGGCCCGAACCGAUCAGAGAGUGCUGUUCACCACAGGAAGCAUGGAUAACUAAGAACUUAAAUACAUACACACAUAAACACACACACAUUUGCACACACAAGCACACACUCCACAUAAUCCUCAUCUGUCAUUCAUGCACUUAAACCAACACAUGCAUCUAAAAAACAAGUGCUGCAGCUUACGUAUGAUCACAACAUUUCAGAUGUUUGUACUGUAUGUACAUUUCCAAGCCUGUCGACGUCUCAAAUGCAGAGAUACACAAGUGCUCACUGAAACACAGAGACACAAAUAGAGCCGCCCUCGCCCUCACACACUCAUAUCAUAUCAAGAUCUUUGACUGGGUGCUCUUGGAUCUAAAUCUGAUUCUGUCUCUAAUAGCUAUUAAGACCCAGGAACAUGAAUGAAACCUGCUGCAACUGGAUCCUAAGAGUCGUUUGCGAUGGACUGAACUCUGAUUGGCUACUGAAACCUGAACGAAAAUAUCAGUCAAGGUUUUUUUUUUUUUUGACCUAAAAGGGUUGUUAGUGAGAAAAGAUGGACUGUAAGUGUGUUUGUUGAGUGUUGAUGUAUACUUUUCUGCCUAUCCGUGUGUUGUUGGUGUGAUUGUGAGUGACCCGGGACCUUACCGUUUUUAUCUGCUAGCGUGAACGCGUGUGUUUUUGUGCAUGUGCGAACGACCGUCUGUGGCUCUCAAGAAGUGUUGACAGUUGUUUUCGUCAGUGGUACCUUUUUUAGUUCUUGAUGCCUUCAGCGACUGCCAUAUCAUUAAUUGUUUUAAGCAUAUUAUAGCCCGGCUCUUUAAAACCCUUGAGUCUAUAGGUGUACGCAGCUGGGUUGUGUAUUGUUGAUUUUUAGGGCUAGUCUAUACAUACCUCUGCAAAUGACAGCAGUUUGCCAGAAAUAAGAAGGGAGUUUUUUUCCCCAGUAUGUUUUUCCUCUCUCUUUUUUUAAAUGGUUUUUAUAACAUUAAUUGACCUAUUUUGUUGCACUUUUUCCUCCUGCCAAAUGUCGUUCUGAGAUUGGUACAAGACAUUAAAUGUUUCUGUGCUUACAUACGUUUUUCUAUGGUCACGAAGUGACAAUCUUGAUGUGUACAGCGUUGUCUCACACUGUUUAGUGCAUAUUUGAUGGUUUGCUGUGUAUUUGAGAUUUGGGUCAAGAUGUUUUACUAGAAACCUUCAGACAAACUUGACACCAUUGCCCUUAGUAGCUAGAAGAUGUAAAAGGUAGAGAGCGAAACGAACUUUCAGCCAUUUCCUUCUCAAGACUCUUUGGUUGAAUUAGUUACUUGUGUUUGUGGCGUAUUCAAUGAUCAGUUUGAGAGACCUACAGUACAUUAAAACUCAAUAUCUCAAAUAUAAACAUAUAUAAACUAUGAUUAUUUCUGCUGUAUAUCUGAGCAUUGCACAAGAUGCUGACUGAUCUCAGACCAGCAUGAUGAUUUUCUUUCCCACGGGAAACAUAUCAGAAGAUCUGGAGAUCCUCUCUUUAUGACAGCCAUUUUCAUAACAAAAUGAAUUUCCCUGUUCACAUUUUUUUGAAAUCAUUUCCAUUUCCUGCUCAAAAAAAAAAAAAAAAAAAAAAAGCAAAACAAAACCAAGUGUGGCAGUGUUUUGAGUAAUCUGUCACGAGAAUGGUUGUGCCUUUGCAGUUAUCAAAUAAAAUCCAGAUGUUUUUAAUUUAAAA
This is a messenger RNA of Carassius auratus (goldfish), 5081 nucleotides long. Its product is annotated as MHC class II regulatory factor RFX1-like. Gene Ontology annotation, biological process: regulation of transcription by RNA polymerase II. The record is from RefSeq and is a predicted model, not a curated record. NCBI's taxonomy places the organism in Eukaryota, Metazoa, Chordata, Actinopteri, Cypriniformes, Cyprinidae. Gene Ontology annotation, cellular component: nucleus. Gene Ontology annotation, molecular function: DNA-binding transcription factor activity, RNA polymerase II-specific; RNA polymerase II cis-regulatory region sequence-specific DNA binding. The transcript is spliced from 19 exons. Bases 379 to 3447 code for a protein of 1022 amino acids.